Messenger RNA from Penicillium canariense, 4101 nucleotides. It is a transcript of the gene ssdA, whose product is annotated as mRNA-binding translational repressor SSD1. The record is from RefSeq and is a predicted model, not a curated record. The transcript is spliced from 4 exons. Gene Ontology annotation, biological process: mRNA catabolic process. Bases 1 to 4101 code for a protein of 1366 amino acids. NCBI's taxonomy places the organism in Eukaryota, Fungi, Ascomycota, Eurotiomycetes, Eurotiales, Aspergillaceae. Gene Ontology annotation, molecular function: RNA binding; 3'-5'-RNA exonuclease activity. Gene Ontology annotation, cellular component: exosome (RNase complex); P-body.
AUGGAUCAACAAGGCCAAUCUGGGGUACCAGGCCCCGCUGGCCGCAAGCUCCAUAUCGCUCACCGGAGAAGUCCAUCUGAGCUGACCCCUUUGAUGAUGGAACAGCUGGCCAUUCAGCAACAGAUCGAGCUGCUCCAGCAGCAACAGCAACAGAUUGCAGCCACACACCAGCAGUACGUGAACAUGGGCCUCUUGCAACCCCAGCAGCUGGGUCAGGUCAACGCCUUCUCUCCGGGUGGCUCGAUGGGUGGUGUCUCUCCUCAGGUCAACGCCUUCCAGUUCCCCCAGCAGCAACAGCAGCAGCUUGGGGUCCCCAUGAACGCUCCAAACCAACACUCCCACCGUCGCAACCAAUCUGCUCUCCCUGGCCUCGCGAUGGGUCCCCCUCCUGCUCCAUCGUCUGGUGCUUCCGGAUACUCCGAUUACAACCAACAAGGCCAAAAUAAUCAUCAGAAAAAUGAAAACACCACUCACGGUCGCGGCCGCGGUGGUGCCCCUAGCGGUGGUGGUCACCAGCGCCGCCACUCUCUUGCUCUCCCUGAGGCAAAGAAAGCCGCCGAGCUGGCUCAGCAGAAGCGGACGGCCUCUGGCUUCCAGUUCCCUGCCCCCGCUCCCGGUUCUGAGAACCAGUCUGCCUCGGAUGACAAGCCUGGCUCCAGCACGUCUCCGGCACCCCAGGGUCUCGGUCUGCAACGCGCAGGCAAUAUUCGCGCUGGCGGUCACGGUCGUAGUCAAUCGAUGGCCAUUGGCGGCAACCGAGGCUCCAUUUCCGGCCGCGGGGCGGGUGGGUUCCAAUUCCCUGCUCCUAGUGAGGGUCAACCCGACAACCAGCGCCGCGGCAGCCAGCCAGGUCACGCUCGCACCGGGUCUCGAAACUUUGAUGGGAACUGGCGCCAGCCCAACAACCAGAAUCAAGGUCAGGAUCAACAGAAGUCCUUCGGCGGCCAGCAGCAGCAGCAGGGAGGUGGUUUCCAACCCGGUCACCGCUCGCGCGGUUCUAUGAACCAGUCGAUGGGCUCCAUCGGCCAGUUCCAGUACCCCGGCCAGCCCCAGCUCAUCCAGCUGCCCCAGGGCCAGGUCAUGAUGGCUCCGCCACAAAUGUUCGCUGGCGGCCAGCAGCUGAACCCGCUUCAGCUCGCCCAGCUCCAGGCCCUUCAGCAGCAGAAUGGCCAGGGCAUGGGAGGCCUACAGGCGAGUCAGCACGCCCCUCCCCAGCUUUCUGUGCAGCAACAGCAGCAGCAGCAGCAACAACAGCGGAAGACUCUAUUCACUCCUUACCUGCCCCAGGCCAAUCUGCCUGCUCUGAUCAGCAACGGUCAGCUAGUUGCGGGUGUUUUGCGUGUCAACAAGAAGAACCGUUCCGACGCCUACGUGACUACUCCCGAUCUUGAUGCCGAUAUCUUUAUCUGCGGUAGCAAAGACCGCAACCGUGCUUUGGAAGGUGACUUUGUUGCCAUUGAGCUGCUGGACGUUGAUGAAGUGUGGGCCCAGAAGAAGGAGAAAGAGGAAAAGAAGAAGCGCAAGGAUAUCACGGAUGCGCGCUCUGGCAGCAAUGCUGGAAAUGAUAAGUUGGGUCGAUCGGACUCCAGUGGCGAUAGACAGGAGAUCGGCCCGGAUGGAAGCAUUCGUCGCCGUGGCAGUCUUCGUCAGCGUCCCACCCAAAAGAAGAACGACGAUGUCGAAGUUGAAGGGCAGAGCCUUCUGCUUGUCGAGGAGGACGAGAUCAGCGACGAGCAGAAGCCCCUGUACGCCGGUCACGUGGUUGCGGUUGUUGAGCGCAUUGCGGGUCAAAUGUUCUCUGGAACUUUGGGUCUACUUCGUCCCAGCAGCCAGGCGACCAAGGAGAAGCAGGAGGCGGAACGGCAGGCCAGAGAUGGUGCCCAUGGCCGCCAUCAGGAUCGCCACCAGGAGAAGCCGAAGAUCGUCUGGUUCAAGCCUACUGACAAGCGUGUACCCCUGAUCGCCAUUCCGACUGAGCAGGCUCCUCGGGACUUUGUCGAGAAGCACCAGGAUUAUGCCAACCGCAUUUUCGUUGCCUCCAUCAAGCGCUGGCCCAUCACUUCUCUGCAUCCCUUCGGUACCUUAGUGGAGCAGCUCGGCGAGAUGGGUGACCUGCGGGUUGAAACCGAUGCUCUUCUCCGUGACAACAACUUCGGAUCCGAUGAGUUUUCGGAGGCAGUCAUCAAGAGCAUCGGCUGGGAGGACUGGUCAGUUGCGAACGAGGGUGAUGCCCUCGCUUCCCGCCGUGAUUUCCGUGAAGAGACCACCUUCACCAUCGAUCCGGAGAACACCAAGGCCCUUGAGGACGCCUUCCAUGUCAAGAAGCUUGCCGAUGGCAAGGUCGAAAUCGGUGUUCACGUUGCGGACAUUGCCCACUUCGUUAAGGGCAACUCUCUCGUUGACCGGGAAGCUAAGAAACGCGGCACAGCUGUCUACUUGGUUGACCGUGUUAUGAACAUGCUGCCGCCCCGUGUCUCCACCGAGCUCUGCUCCCUUGUUCCUGGCGAGGACCGCCUCACCGUUAGCGUGAUCUUCAAGGCCAAUCCUGAGACCGGCGCAAUUGAUGAUGACGUCUGGAUCGGCAAGGGUAUUAUUAAGAGCGCUGGCCGCCUCGGCUACAACGAGGUCAACUCCGUGCUUACUGGCAAGUCGGACUCCACCAGCGCCGGUAUUACCACUGCCAGCCUUGAGUUGCUGAAUGCUAUUGCAAACAAGUUCCGUGAUGCUCGAUUCGGCAACCGUGCCACUAAUGUCCCAAGCCUGCGCCUCCUUCAGCAACUGGAUGACGAGAACGUGCCGGUCGAGUACAACAUUUUCGAGUCAAGCCCGGCCCACGAGCUUGUUGAGGAGCUCAGCCGCCAGGCUAACUUCUACGUUGCUCGCAAGUUGGUCAGCGCUAUGCCCGAAAGGGCUUUCCUGCGUCGCCAAUCUCCUCCCAACUCUCGCCGCCUGACGUUGUUCGUGGAGCGGAUGAACCGCCUUGGCUUCAGCAUGGACUCUUCCAGCAGUGGCACCCUGCAAAGCUCUCUCUGCAGGGUUGAUGAUGUCGAUCUCCGCAAGGGCAUGGAGACAUUGCUCUCUAAGGCCAUGCAGCGUGCCAAGUACUUCGUUGGAACUGGUGCUGCGGACGAGCAGCGCCAACAUUACACUCUCAACGUGCCUGUGUACACUCACUUUACCAACCCCUCUCGCCGUUAUGCUGAUAUUCUUGUGCACCGCCAGCUCGAGGCUGUCCUCUCCGAGGGUGCUAUUGAGUUCACCGAUGAUGCCGAGUCCUUGAACAAGACCGCUGAUCUGUGUAACAAUAAGAAGGAUUCGGCUCUCAACGCGCAGGAGCAGAGUGUCCACAUUGAGGCCUGCCGCAACAUGGACCGGAAAGUUCAUGAAAUUGGCGGAGACCUCAUUAGCGAGGGUAUUGUUCUCUGCGUUUACGAGUCCGCCUUUGACGUUCUCAUUCCUGAGUAUGGCUUCGAGAAGCGGGUUCACUGUGAUCAGCUGCCGCUGAAGAAGGCAGAGUACCGCAAGGACAGCCGUGUCCUCGAACUUUACUGGGAGAAGGGUGUUCCCUCUUCUGCCUACAUUCCUGAGGAUGAGCGUCCAAAGCCCGGCAACUCUCGCGCAGCCCAGGCGGCUGCUGCUGCCCGCGAAGCGGAGGCCGCUAAGGAACGUGCUCGGGAGCGCGAUGAGGCCAUGCGCAAGCAGACUGAGACUGGCACCAUGUCUGCUGACGCUGUCGAUGCCCUCUUCGAUGAUGAGGAGGAUGUCGACGAGGUGACUGAAAUGGCCGCUGGGGUGUCUCUGAAUUCGGCCGACCGGUCGACCCAGAGCAUGCCUCCGUCGCCGACUCGCAACGGCCACCAUCAGCAGGCCCCUCACCGUACUCGGUCUGACCCGAAGAUUGCCUCGAGCACCAACGAUGCUCCCGAGAACAAAUUGACCAACAAGGAGAAGUACCUGAAGCUUUUCAAGUUGAGAGAAGAAGAUGGCGAAUUCAUCCAGGACGUCACCGAGAUGACUCGUGUUCCCAUCAUCCUGAAGACCGACCUGAGCAAGAGCCCACCUUGCCUGACCGUCCGGUCUGUCAAUCCCUAUGCCCUGUAA